Messenger RNA from Apodemus sylvaticus (European woodmouse), 1923 nucleotides. It is a transcript of the gene Smpdl3b, whose product is annotated as sphingomyelin phosphodiesterase acid like 3B. The record is from RefSeq and is a predicted model, not a curated record. The transcript has 8 exons. Gene Ontology annotation, biological process: sphingomyelin catabolic process. Gene Ontology annotation, molecular function: sphingomyelin phosphodiesterase activity. Lineage: Eukaryota; Metazoa; Chordata; Mammalia; Rodentia; Muridae.
GCUGGGCAAGGGAGGAAAAGCAAGAGCAGCAUCCGCCAAGGACACCUUGGAACCCUGGAAGCUGCCAAACGAGAAGUUCUCCUCAGACACGUGGCUGGACACAAGUUGGUGGGAGCCUGCGGCGCAGACGGACGGACGGACCUGAGGAGCUUUGGCCACCGUGGGGUGAUCGUGAGGAUGACGCCAAUGGCGUGGCUGAUAUUCCUAGCCUCCUGGGGAGUCGCAGGGGCUGAACUAGGGAGGUUCUGGCACAUCUCCGACCUGCAUCUGGACCCCAACUACACACUAUCCAAAGACCCCCUCCAGGUGUGCCCGUCAGCCGGCUCCCAGCCCGUGCUGAAUGCGGGCCCCUGGGGUGACUACCUCUGUGAUUCUCCUUGGGCCCUUAUCAACUCGUCCUUCUAUGCCAUGAAGGAGAUUGAACCAAAGCCAGACUUCAUUCUCUGGACAGGGGAUGAUACACCGCACGUCCCCAAUGAGAGGCUGGGGGAGGCAGCUGUGCUGGCAAUUGUGGAACGCCUGACCAACCUCAUGAAGGAGGUCUUUCCAGAUACUAAAGUCUACGCUGCCCUGGGAAAUCAUGACUUUCACCCUAAGAACCAGUUCCCAGCGCAGGGCAACAGCAUCUACGAUCAGGUGGCAGAACUGUGGAGACCCUGGCUUAGCAACGAAUCCUACACUCUCUUCAAAAGAGGUGCCUUCUAUUCUGAGAAGUUGCCGGGUCCCAGCGGGGCAGGGUGAGUUGUGGUCCUCAACACCAAUCUCUACUACAGCAGCAACGAGCAGACCUCUGGCAUGGCUGACCCCGGCCAGCAGUUCCAGUGGCUGGGAGAUGUCCUGAACAAUGCAUCUCGGGACGGGGAGAUGGUGUACAUUAUUGGCCAUGUGCCCCCAGGCUUCUUUGAGAAGACGCAGAACAAGGCCUGGUUCCGAGAGAGCUUCAAUGAGGAGUAUCUGAAGGUGAUUCAGAAGCACCACCAGAUCAUAGCCGGGCAGUUCUUUGGACACCACCAUACUGACAGCUUCCGAAUGUUCUAUGACGGCACAGGUGCCCCCAUAAGCGUCAUGUUCCUCACACCUGGGGUCACCCCGUGGAAGACCACGUUACCCGGAGUGGUUGAUGGCGCCAACAAUCCAGGGAUCCGCAUUUUUGAGUAUGAUCGAGCCACACUCAGCUUGAAGGACAUGGUGACAUACUUCUUGAACCUGAGACAGGCGAAUGUACAAGAGACCCCACUGUGGGAACAGGAAUACCGCCUGACAGAGGCCUACCAGGUGCCGGAUGCCAGCGCUAGCUCCAUGCACGCAGCACUGACCCGCAUUGCCAGUGAGCCGGACGUCCUGCAACGUUAUUACAUCUACAACUCGGUCAGCUACAACCAUUUGCCCUGUGAGGACAUCUGCCGCCUCGAGCAUGUUUGUGCCAUACAACAGGUGGCUUUCAGCACUUACGCUACCUGCUUGCGUGGUUUGGGUGGCAAGCUGGUGCCUGGUUUCCUGCUCAUGCUGACUCUGCCAAGCCUGCACAUAUUGGAGGUGUUAUGACUGUAGGCACUGCCAUCCUUUGCCCAUGGAGAGAUGAGCUUUGCCCUCAGGCUCCUGCCUCUGUGGAGAGGGUUGGGGCAUUUGGAUUCACCAGAGAGGGUGUUUCACUAAGGUUUCACUAAGAAACACAUUUCUUCCAAGUCUCACUUUUUAUCCACAAAACUUGUUUGUGGUACAUGUCUUGGUGCAUUAUUCUCUUUAUUACAAACAUAUCAAACCACCAUGCACUUGAUCACCACAGUACAGUGAGCAGGCAAGAAGAUGGGCCCUGGAGAUUCUGUGCUUUCGAUGUAGUCCCUGCUCAAGAUCUGAACUGGGAACCCACGUGGUUUGCAAAACCCCUUGGUACUUUUAAAUAAAAGACUUUGCUGAUUUGGA